AUGAGAUGGGCUAUGAUCUUAGAUGCUUCGUUGAGAAAAAAUCCCACCAAACUUGGACAUGCCUUAGAAUUCAUGAGGAACAUUUUUGACAGAAAUCACGCAGAGGUAGCCGCACCUCUGAAACCAAAUGAAGAAUGUUGGUACCUACCAAUUUUCGGGGUGUACCACCCACUCAAACCGGAGAAGAUUCGCAUGGUGUUCGACUCUUCAGCUCGCUUCCAGGACUUGUCUCUGAACAGCGUACUUUUGUCAGGUCCAGACCUUACAAAUAGUCUCAUUGGAGUGUUGAUGCGUUUUAGGAUGGAAGCCGUAGCUGUGACCGCAGAUAUCGAGCAAAUGUUCCACUGCUUUGGUGUCUUAGAGAAACAUAGGAACUUCUUAAGAUUUUUAUGGUACACAGACAACGACCCUACCAAGUCUCUAACAGAGUACCGCAUGACAGUCCAGGUUUUUGGAAACACCCCAUCACCUACUGUAGCUACUUAUGGGUUUCGUCUUGCUGCCAUUCAAGCAGAACAUAGCUUUGGGAAGGAUGUAAGAGAGUUUGUGGAGCGGAACUUUUACGUGGAUGAUGGUCUGGUGUCCCUACCAACAACACAAGAAGCCAUAGAUCUCCUACGACGAACUCAACAGGCCUUACUGACCCAUGGGAACCUUAGAUUACAUAAGAUUGCGUCUAAUGACCCUAGAGUGAUGCAGAGCUUUGAUGUGAAAGACCUAGCAAAGGACUUGAUUGACUUAGAUAUUACACAUGAUGAUCUUCCAACCCAGCGGAGUCUAGGACUCGUGUGGGAUCUUCAGAGGGAUGCCUUUGGGUUUAAACUUAGCAGGAAGGAGAAACCGUACACUAAAAGAGGAGUUUUAUCAUGUGUUAAUAGCCUGUACGACCCUCUAGGCUUCAUAGCGCCUAUUACUAUUCAGGGAAAGUUACUUCUUAGAGAAAUGACACAGGCACCUUCUGUAGACUGGGAUGCUCCCUUACCAGAAGAAUUCCAGAGCAGAUGGGAUGAUUGGACCCUAUCAUUGACUCGUCUUGGAGCAUUGAAUGUACCUCGUAAGUACCUGCCCAUUGGCUUCUCUCAGCUUCAAGAGAAGAACGUACUGAUUUUCACAGAUGCCUCGGAGGUUGCUAUUGCUGCUGUGGCCUACCUGUUUCACAGUCAUGAUGGAGACAUCAAUCUGGGUUUCAUUAUGGGUAAAUCUAAAGUCGCACCCAGACCAGCCACUUCUAUACCACGCUUAGAGUUGUGCGCGGCCGUCCUGGGAGUAGAAAUUGCUACUAUUAUAAGGGAUCAGCUAGACAUCAAUGCAGAUCGUUUCAAAUUCUACACGGACAGCAGGAUCGUUCUGGGUUAUGUGUACAAUCGCACAAAGAGAUUUUUAACCUACGUAAGCAACAGAGUUCAAAGAAUUCUAAGCUUCUCCAAAUCAUCUCAAUGGAACUACAUCCCUACGGACCAGAACCCAGCAGACCAUGGCACUAAAUCUACUAUCGACAGUGCACUGUAUGACUCAUGGCUCAGUGGACCAAUAGAAUGGCUACGCACAGAAGAUACUGUAGAUGGUCCUGCCCCAACAUAUGAUUUGGUAGAUCCAACUAUGGAUAAGGAAAUCAAACAGGACACUUUGGUAUGCAAGGUGGAUGUGUCUACCCCCUUAUCCUGGACUUCACGCUUUGAGAGGUUUUCUUCAUGGAAGAAUCUCGUUAGAGCCAUCAUGUGCCUGAAACGGAUUGUCCAUGCAGUGGCACAUCACAGUAAGGAUAUUAAAGCUACAGAAGAUAGCAGUGCAUUUAGGAAGGCAGAGGAGCUUAUAAUACAUCACGUCCAGUUAGAAGUCUACGAGAAGGAAAUUACUGCACUUAAGAAUGAAAGGCCCCUUCCUAGAAACAGUCCCAUUUUGAGACUAAACCCAUCUUUAGAUGAAGAAGGCAUGGUGCGGGUCGGAGGCCGAUUACAACAUGGUGACUUUGAUUUGGGGGAAAGGAGUCCCAUACUUGUGCCAGGGAGUCAUCAUAUUGCUAAGCUGUUAGCUCUACACUUUCACGAGUUAACACACCAUCAAGGGCGCCAUAUAACAGAGGGAGCAAUCCGCAAUGCAGGUCUAUGGACUACUGGUGCCAAACGUAUUGUGACUUCACUGAUUUACAAGUGUGUGAUUCGUUGCAGAGGGCGUGGGAAACUUCUUACUCAGAAGAUGGCGGACCUUCCUGCGAUAAGGUUGAAACCCUCACCCCCAUUCACUUACGUUGGAGUGGACUGUUUCGGGCCAUGGAGUGUGACAACUAGGCGUACUCGUGGUGGGAGUGCUGACUCUAAGAGAUGGGCAGCUUUUUACCUGUAUGUGCUGUAG
This is a messenger RNA of Saccostrea cuccullata (small rock oyster), 2352 nucleotides long. RefSeq lists its product as uncharacterized. The record is from RefSeq and is a predicted model, not a curated record. Lineage: Eukaryota; Metazoa; Mollusca; Bivalvia; Ostreida; Ostreidae. The transcript has a single exon. Bases 1 to 2352 code for a protein of 783 amino acids.